UUGGUUUAAUUAUAACUAUGCUGUUGUUAACUAUGUCGAUACCGGCUCGACGUCCCGUUGCUUUUCACAAGACAUUAAGCGCAUUGCGAUUCGCAACUGAAUUAAAAAAUGUUCGACAGAUCACUACAAGCGCUUCAAUGAAACAGAUUAAUAUCAAAACUCGAAAGGAAGAACGUUACCGGCUGAGCGAUAAAGUUCCUAUUGAUUACCGGAUUAUAUACCGAGCCCCGAUGGAAUAUUAUUUAUCUGCAUGUAACUUGGUGACAUCAUUCAGCUUUGCUGCGAUGGCUGGCCUAACUACGUACUCUUAUCUGCGCAGCUAUAAUAUAAUGGUUGGACCGUUCGCCGUGGAAUAUGGACCCCUGACUGCGAACGAAAGUGACUUAGUGGUGUUUUUGGGAUUUUUUUUGCUGGCUAACGUAGUGAUCCGUGUUAUCGUGAACCGUUACCCAUUGCGCAUUUAUCGGAGCAAUGACAAAUAUCUUGCGGUAUUCGAGGGCUAUUUGCCACUUACUCGUAAAAAGAUGCUAUUUCAAAAAGGAGACGUCUGGCCUGUACCAGAAGGCGGUAUUCUUCCCUGGCAGUAUGCACGAUAUAAAAUGAAUGGCAAACAAGUGCUUCUGAUGCAAGAUUAUUUUCGAACACCAUCCGAAUUAAGUGCCAUGUUAAAAAAGUGAACGA
Messenger RNA from Sabethes cyaneus, 681 nucleotides. RefSeq lists its product as uncharacterized. Lineage: Eukaryota; Metazoa; Arthropoda; Insecta; Diptera; Culicidae. The coding region runs from base 18 to 677 and encodes 219 amino acids. The transcript has 4 exons. The record is from RefSeq and is a predicted model, not a curated record.